Cryptosporidium muris RN66 is the source of this 3420-nucleotide messenger RNA. RefSeq lists its product as uncharacterized. The transcript has a single exon. Gene Ontology annotation, cellular component: GARP complex. Gene Ontology annotation, biological process: Golgi to vacuole transport; retrograde transport, endosome to Golgi. The record is from RefSeq and is a predicted model, not a curated record. The coding region runs from base 1 to 3420 and encodes 1139 amino acids. Gene Ontology annotation, molecular function: syntaxin binding. Lineage: Eukaryota; Apicomplexa; Conoidasida; Eucoccidiorida; Cryptosporidiidae.
AUGGAUCCAAUACGUAACAAUAUGGUAAAUCUACCAAUUUGGAUUAAAACAAUACCUGUUAAAAAUAUUAUGCCUCUUUCAUUAAAAAAUAUUACUUUAAAUUCCCAAAGUAACAAAUACAAUGUAAUUAUUCAAGACAAUGAUUAUAAUUUAGAAAAUAUAAACAAUAGUGAUGAGGAAAUAAUAAAGAUAUAUUUAGAUAAAUAUAGAGAUGAAAUAUCCAAGUAUAUUUUAAUGAGUAGAUCUUCUAAUAUAAAAAAUAUUAAUGAGAAAAUAAAAAGAGUGAAUUUAGAUAAAGAGGAUAUAGAUUUUGUAAAUAAUAAUGAAAUACUUGUCCAAUCUGAGUUUACUGGAGAAAAGUUAUUAAUACCAAAAAAAUAUUUUAAUAAAUAUAAUAUAAUGAAUAUUAACUUAAUUAAUAAUGUUAAAUCAGAAGAUGAGAUUAUUUCAUAUUUGGAUAUUGUAGGUAUAUCCCUAUAUGAACAUUUAAGUAAUUCAUUUAAUCCACUAUUAGAAGAAUUGAAAAAUUUAAAAUUACUUGAAGAAUCUCUAAAUGAUUUAUUAAAUAUUCUUUUAAAUAAUAAAGAAGAUAAUUCAAAUAAUAUAAAGGGAGUCUAUAGUGAAUUAUCAUUUGAUUUAUUUAUAAAUAAUAAUAAGGAUAUUAUAGAUAUUAAUAAUAGUAUGAUUAAUACAAAAUCAGUAAAACAGAGAAAAGUUGUUAAUUUUAGAGGAUCAAGUUACAAGAUAAUUGACAUAUUUUAUAAAUUACUUAUUAAGAAAAGAAUUGUUGAAACAAUUAAGAAGUUGAAAAUUAUGUCUAAAUUAAGAAAAACACAAAAUAUCUUACAAGUAUUACUAAAUAAUAAACAAUAUGAUGAAGCAAAUAGUUUAAUUGAUUAUACUUUAGAUAUCCUAAGUAAACAAAUGGAUGGGAUAAUAUCUUUAAAUACAUUAUCUAGCCAAUUAAUGGAGAUAUAUUCAGUAAUUGAUAAAAUAUCAGCUCAAGAUUUUAUUUCUAUGACUUUAAUUUGGAUUGAAUAUCCUUUAAAUAGUUUAAUAUUAGGGAAUAUCGAUGAAAAUUCCUUUAUACAUAUAUUAUCUCAAUUAAAAUAUAUUUGGAAAUUAAUUAUAGAUGAUGAGCAAGAAAUAGAAUAUGAGAUACAAAAGAUAAGAAAUAUAUUAGAUAAAGUAGAAAUGAAAAAAAAAGAACCAAUAGAAUAUUUAAAUAUUGAUAAAUUAGAUGAGAAUUUUGAUGGAAAUUGUAAUAUUUCGGAUUUAUCAGUAUUUUCUAAUAAUAAUAAUAAUAAUAGAAUAAAAGAAAAGAUUUUGGAUAUAAAGAGAUUAUCUAAUAAUAUAAAAUGGUUAGAUAGAAUUUAUGAUACUAUAAUAAAAUUAGAUUUGGAUUUAUAUAUGAGAUUUUCAAAUGAAUUAAAUGAAGAUUUAAUAAAGGAAUUUUUAUCUAAGAAAUAUUUUUUAAUUGAUAUGAAAAAUACUUUAUUUCAUCCUAUUAUAGCAUUAUUAAAAAGAGGACGUAUUGCAUUGGCAUUAGAUGAUUUAGAUACUAAUCUUAAUCAAUUAUUAGAUAAAAUAAUAAAUAAUUUAUUAUCUGAAUGUAAUGAUUUGGAUUAUAUGAACUUUAAAUUAGAAGAGAAUUUAAAUAAAGAGGAGAUUUCAGAGAUUUUAAAAGAAGAUAUCAAAAUAAUUAGAGGUUUUAAUUAUUCUUUAUUUAUUACUCAACGUUUAUCUAUGUUUGCAAUGAUGAUUAUUAUAAUAUAUUUAAAUCUUGUAAAUAGAAAUGAUAUACCUCAGAUUAUAAUCAAUAAAUCUAUUCAACAAGUUCAUAUCCCAAUUAAACAAUGGUUAGAACAGAAUAUUACAAGAAUUUUUUAUAAUUUUAUAAAUUUAGUGGGAUUUUCAACAAAGAGAAUGAAUAAAUAUUUUAUAGAUGAUAAAUAUUUAAAUAUUAUUAAUAUAAGUUCUUUAUAUUGGAUAUCUGUUAAAUCAAUGUGUUCCUUAUAUAAAAUACAAGAAACUAUUACAAAUACAUGGCUAUUAAAUAUUCAAGAUCAAAUAAAGAAAUCAUCAAUAAAACAAAAUAAUGAUAUAUAUGAUUAUAAUAAUUCUAAUGAUUCAAUAAUAAAUUUAAGAAUGUUUGAAAGAGUAUGUAGUGAAGUUAGAAUACAACUUUAUACACUUUAUCGUAGUGAAUUUGAAGAUUUAUAUAAAAUAGCAUGGGAUAAUUUAUUACAAAGUAUAAAUAGUGAAAUAUGGGAAAGAAAUAAUUUAUAUCAACGUUACAAAAAAGUAUUUCAAUUAUUUUUAACAGGAGAAUUAGGGAAUGAAAAAUCUAUUUCUAUAUCUAAUUAUAGUAUUAUAUAUAAAGAUAUACAAUUUAGUAUUUCUUCUUGUUGCUUGGAUUGUAUUGAAACUGUAGCUUAUAUUAUAAAAUUUAUACAUUGUAUACCUUUGAUAUCACCUGAAGGAAUAUCAAGGUUAUCUAAAUUAUUAAGGAAUUAUUUAAAUACCUGUUUUAACUAUAUUGUAAAGGGAGAAGCUGUUAAGAAGGGAUAUUUGAAAAAGAUUAGUGUAUAUAAUUUAGCUAUUUGUGGUCAAGAUAUAUACUUUUGGUCAAUUGCUAUAUCUAAUAUAAGUGAACAUAUUGUUAAACUUCUUACAAAUAGAGAUUUAUUUUAUUCUAAAAAAAUAUUAAAUAAGUCUGAUAAUGAUUCUGUUUAUUCUAAGAAUAAUGGAUGUAAUGUUUCAAUAUUAUUGGGAUUAGAGUCUUUAGUAUCUAAGGAAACUCUUAUUUAUGAAAUAGAAAAUAUUGUACAAGAAUCAAUCUCUCUUAAACGCCAAGUUUUUUAUAAAAUUAGUGAUAUACUUAUUGAAAGAUUUUCUUUUUGUUUAAUAAAUUGGAUUAAUGAUACUAGUCAAAAUAUAGAUAAUUUUGAAUUCACAGAUAAUCUUAUUUCUAGUUUGGUAAAUAUACAUGUAGCUCAUAAUUCAACUAUACAAUUUAUAAAAGACACUCAAAAUUUAUAUAAAACUCUUAAUAAAUAUUUAAAAAUGUAUGAUGUUAUAAAAGAUAUUUUACAGCGAUCUUUUACUGGAUUUGUUGAAGAAUGGACUAACUACUUAAAUAAUCAUGAAUUUGUGAAAAGAAAUUAUCACUUAAUAUUAUUAGAUUUACUUUAUAUACAUAACAGUAUGAAGAAAUUAUUUAAGAAUAAAUUAGAUAACUCAGACAAUAUUAUGGAUUGUAAUUUUGUACUUGAAUUAAUAAAAUACUUAAGUAUCAAAUUAAAUAUUGAUACUACAAAUUUAGGAGAUAAUUCAAAUAAUUCAAUUACAGGAUCUGAAAGAAGUAAUAUUUUAAUAUUUAAAUAUAUUGAAGAUAUAAUAUUAGAAAUUCCAAAAUAA